UUUCGGAACAUCUCUUGGAUUUCCAGCCACUGACGAUGCGGUCUGAGGAUUCCUUGUGAUGUUGACACAUCGUACACGUUGCGAAGUCGCAAUGCCGCGAAUAGUGAAACCUGAAACCAUUGUUAUCAUGUUUAUCUUAAAUUCAAAAGACGCCCCAUAAACCAAGAAUGACAAGAAGGAAAUAAUGCGCAAAGUUCGUCGGCUGUUAUUUUUUCUGGGCAUCUCUGUUGUAUUUACCUGUGGAUUUUACCUGCUCAGCGGUAUUCUGUACAAUGUAUUUGAUGCAGGGGCUGGAUUACACAUCAUUACGGAAGUCGAUAAUUUUGGAGAGAUUCAUACGAUCCCCUUGAGGAAUUUCAAUCCGGACACUUAUCUUCGGAGUUUUCCAGAUGAAGGAAAUGGAAAGUACAGGUACAACAUUAACAGGAGCUUUCGCAUUCCAUGGAACAGGUCCCUCCCGGAUCAGAGACCCCAAAGUUGUAGGUAUGUUAUGAAAACUAGAAAUCUACCAUCUGCCUCCAUCAUCAUCGUUCUGCAGAAUGAGAGCCCUUCUGUUGUACUCCGAAUGGUCAUGAGUAUUUUGCGAUGUUCUCCACCGAGUCUACUACAGGAAAUAAUUCUAGUGGAUGACAGCGGCAGUAAAACAGACUUGUAUUGGAAAGCUCUCUCAGUGAUUCCGAAAUUGUACUACUACAAACAGACAGAUUCCAAAGGGUCGGUGGAACACCUUUUAUGGGGAGCUGAUAAAGCUGAUGGGGAUGUGCUGGUCCUGAUGAGUGGAGUAGGGGAAGUAAUUCCAGGAUGGCUGGAACCCCUGCUGGACAGAAUCCAUGUGAAGCCUGCAGUUAUUGUCAGUCCAGUGGUAGACUCCAUCAAUCCUGAAACAUUUGGGUUGGAAUCCACUGAAACCAAACAAAGAGCAAUUUUUGAUUGGAGUUUAUCUGUGAAAUGGCAGCAGUUAUCAUCAAAGUCAAAUCUAGCAGAAUCCAUUGUAACACCUGUCAUAGAUGGGACAGUAGUCGCUGUUGACAGGAAGAGCUUCAUCAAACUGGGUAAAAUUGACCCCGGUCUGGAAGAGAGUGCAAAUGUGGGAUUAGAGCUGUCCUUGAAAUCUUGGAUGUGUGGUGGGACUGUCGAGAUCAUACCCUGCAGUCAUGUGGGUAUCAUAAAGAAACGGAAGACUGAUUCAGCACAGAACAGCAACUCCCUCUCAUUAACAAGAGAGCUUAGGCGAGUUGCAGAGGUGUGGCUAGACGGGUACAAAAGAUAUUUCUACGCCAAACGUCCGUCUGCUAGAAUGACCUCACAUGGCAGUGUGGCUGAACGUAGGAAGCUGCGGAGUCAGUUGAAAUGUCAGUCGUUUAAGUGGUUUCUGGACAAUGUCUUCCCUCAGCUGAAACCUCUGUCUUACGAUGACUUUGUGUACGGGAGGAUAAAACAGGAACCAGGCAUGUGUAUGGACAUUGCCCUGGGACAUGUCCCGGUCAUGGCCAGUCUCAGUCCAUGUUCAGAGGAGAAAAAUUCCCAGGAAUGGACUUGGAAGAAGAAAGGCAUAAUAAAAAACUAUGGGAUGUGUUUAACGGCAGACAUUAAAGAAACGCAUGGCUAUGUCCUUAUGCAGUAUUGUAACAAUGCUAGCUCUCAGAUAUGGUUUAGGCAGGAUAACUUGAUCGUUCAUGAGGCCUCUAAACAAUGUAUAGACAGCCACAAGGCAGAGAUCGGGCUCGUGUUGUCUGAGUGUGAAGAUUUCCUCAACUCUCAGCAAUGGAGUCUACCAAACUCUGACAGUGUGUGACUGUUGUGAUGACUGAUGUGAUGACUGGUGUGAUGACUGGUGUGAUGACUGAUGUGAUGACUGUUGUGAUGACUGAUAUGAUGACUGAUGUGAUGACUGAUAUGAUGACUGGGAUUUCAAUACAGCAUACAGCCAUAGAUUGUGUGAGGUGGUUUGGGAAUGCCAGGACAUAGUACCAACCAAUGCACACAUACAUGAGUUAACAUCUCAACACCAUGGAAGGCUUACCCCCCCCCCCCCCCCCCCCUCCCCAUUUGUAUAUUUCUGGUUUCUGGUUAUUAUCAAAGAGGAAGAAGAAGUUUAUUAGCUUGAGAAAGUUUAACAUUCACUCACUUGAAGCAAAUAAACCACUCCCUACCAUACUGUUAAAUGUUGUCUGAAGUGUGUAUCUAAAUGGGGGAAAUUGAUUGGGGGGGGGGGGGGAGGGGUGAUAAAGAUGGCAACAACAUUGUCUUAGUUCAUUGGAUGAAAGUUUGGAUUCUAAACAUGGAUAGAUCAAUUGUGAGAAUUACACUGUACUGUCAAUAACACAGCUUUACAUGUUGAUAUUGAUGAUGUCACUGUUUUUCCUGAAAUACAAUAGAUGGUUUAAACACUAAA
Molecule: messenger RNA, 2395 nt
Organism: Ostrea edulis (European flat oyster)
Lineage: Eukaryota; Metazoa; Mollusca; Bivalvia; Ostreida; Ostreidae
Product: polypeptide N-acetylgalactosaminyltransferase 2-like
Exons: 14
Coding region: 185-1795 (536 amino acids)
Cellular component (GO): Golgi apparatus
Source: RefSeq, a predicted model, not a curated record